AUGGCGGCCGCCAUUUUCCCACGUGAAAGGAGCCCAGGUGCGAACCUAGUUCUUCCUCUUUUCGAAGACAGCUCUCCUCCUAAGCGUCCACAACCAUCAGUACCGUCCCGGAUUCCCAGCCAGAAAACGGGAACCACAAUGCUAAAGCCGGAUCUCUUUUGUCUUGUCUGUGGCGACCGAUCUUCAGGACGUCACUAUGGUGUCCAGAGCUGUGAUGGAUGUAGAGGAUUCUUUAAAAGAUCAAUUCGCCGUCGUCUUCUGUACUCAUGUAAGGAGGAUGGACGGUGUGUUGUCGACGUGAUGCGACGAAACCAAUGUCAAGCUUGUCGGCUGGAGAAGUGCCUUCGCGUGAAAAUGAAUAGAAAUGCUGUUCAACAUGAGCGAACUUGCGGUGAAAAAGAACGACGAAGAAAUACAGAAGAGGCGCAACUACGGCACGAUACGGAAAUUGUUACGCCUGUUCGAUUCGCCGGGAAAGUCACAUGUCAGCGACAGGAGAAAGUGAAAAAGAACUUUUCGAUUUCAAAUUUGGUUGGUCCAUCUCACGAAAGUUCACUCGUUUCGCUUAUUCGUUGGUGGUCCUCCUCUCCGCCCGCUUCAUCACUGGAAAUAGAAGAUAGAAAAGUUCUGUUCUGCAAUUCUUGGCACUGGAUCUUCUUUCUCAGCAGGAUUUCUCAGUCUGGAUUUCCUCAUACGAGCAGUAGAGCACCACAAAGCUAUGAGAAAAUGAUGUUUGUGGAGAAUUUCGUUGAGAACGUGAAGCUUUCACCGUUGGAGCAGUGGAGCGUCAGUAAUAUCUUACUUUUCCGACCCGAGUGUAAUGGAUUGAAAGAUAGAAGAAAAAUACGUGAAAUACAAGCACAAUCUGCAGCUGUGUUCUCUGGAUGUAUGUCGGCACGAGAAACCCUACAAGGCGCUCCUCAAUCCUCCAUGCUGCUGUUGGUUCUUCCAUGCCUAACACAGAUAUCGGCUGAGGAUGUGCGAGCCGAGUUUUUUGAGCAGAGAUCGCUUCAUGACGUGGAAAGCAUAUGUGAAUCGGCGAUAGCUUGA
Molecule: messenger RNA, 1050 nt
Organism: Necator americanus (New World hookworm)
Lineage: Eukaryota; Metazoa; Nematoda; Chromadorea; Rhabditida; Ancylostomatidae
Exons: 11
Coding region: 1-1050 (349 amino acids)
Biological process (GO): cell differentiation; anatomical structure development; positive regulation of transcription by RNA polymerase II
Molecular function (GO): nuclear receptor activity; RNA polymerase II cis-regulatory region sequence-specific DNA binding; zinc ion binding
Source: RefSeq, a predicted model, not a curated record